AAGCGGCGCUGCAGCCACGUCCCACGGUCCCCCUCUAAAGCCAUCCUGGCUUCGAGAUCUUCAGGAAUCCAGACAUGUCCGAAGUGAAGAACCGAAAGAAGCCGGGGCCGAAAGCGGCUGCCCCUGAGCCCGAGAAGCGGAGUGAUGGCAGGAAAAACCCUGAGGCGCGGGGAGGCUCGGGCUGGGCAGACCCCCGCACUGGGCUCAGCCUGCUGUCCCUGGCGACGAGCCUGGGCCUGGCCUGGCUUGUAUUUCAACAAUCAGAAGAGUUUGCGAAGGUAGAAAAACAAUACCGGUUGCUGCAAACAGAGAGCAGCGAGUUUCAAGGACUCCAGAGUAAAAUCAGUUCCAUUUCCAACAAGCUUGAGUCUACUGAAAAUAUCCUGCAGGAAGCUAUGUCAUCCAUGUCCUUGAUGACCCAGUUUGAACAGGAAGUAUCUGGCCUCCAAAGAUCCAUACGUGACAUUGAGAAUAGUGAAGAGAUGCUCACACAAAAGAUGCAAGACCUUAAUGAGAAAUUCCAGAACAUUACAGAUUUCUGGAAGAGAACACUGGCAGAAAUGAGCGAUGAUACAGCCGUUUUCAAAUCAGAAGCAAAGAAUACACAUUCUGAAGUUACCCUGAAGAUUAACUCAGCUGAGCAGGAGAUAAAAGUGCUCGCUGAACAUCUAAAAGAUUUGGAAGACAGCACACUACGAAACAUCAGAACAGUGAGCAGGCAAGAAGAGGAAGAUCUUCUACGGAUAGAGGCACAGCUUAGUUCUGAUACAAAAGCAGUUGAGAAGCUAGAAAAAGACCAGCACAUGCUCCUCGCCAGAGAUGAAGAUCUGACCAAUAAACUUUCCAGCUACGAACCCAAAGUAGAAGAGUGCAAGGCACACUUGCCAACUAUAGAAAAUGCUGUCCACUCUGUUCUCAGGGUCUCUCAGGAUCUGAUAGGAACAGAAAGGAAGAUGGAAGAGCUGACGAUGCAGACGUUCAACAUGGAAGACGAUAUGCUGAGGGCAGUAUCUGAAAUCAUGGAGAUGCAGAAAACCCUUGAGGGGAUUCAGUAUGACAAUAGCUUAUUAAAGAUGCAAAAUGAACUGGUUGUUCUAAAAGGAAAAGUUCAUGAUUUCAUGGCAUAUUCAAGUCCACAAGAAAAGGGGACUUUGGGAGAAUAUAACCUAGAAAAUAAGGGAACUGACGAUUAUUAAAUUUACUGUACAUCUUCUAAUGGGCUAUACUACUAAGCGGGAAUCAGGCCUACAUUUCUUAGUUGUUACGUUCUGCCUCACUUAACCUGAGAAUGAGAGGAGUAUGCACCAGAUGGAGUAUGAAUCUACUCAAACUUUUAUCUUCUUAAGCUCUAAAACUUACUCAACUAUUUUCAUAGAAAUACUUCUAAAAUAUAUAUUGCUCUACUUUUUAGGCAGUAUAUUUAAUAUUUACAUGUCUUUCCAAUAAUUAAUAGAUAUAAUUAUGAAUUGUAUUUUUGUAGCUAUCUAUCUACUAUGGAGAUAGAGAGACAGAUAGAUAAUCUAUAGCAAACAUUAAAACCUUUUUACCAUUUCACCGUGACCCUCGUUUUCUAAGCUCUGACUGUUUCUCACAAAUUGUCUGUCACCUGCUACGGCAGGCAGUUGGUAACAUGCCUCCCUCUCCCAGGUUUUUGGAGCCUUUUUUUUUUUUUUUUUUUUUUUUUUUUUUUAAUUCAGACAACCAAGUUCAUAGGAAAUGUAUGUAAAAUAAAAGGUAACCUUCCUGCAGGAGAACCAAGGGGCUCUCCUGUGAGGUAAUGCCACAUUAUGAAAACUAUGAAAACUGAAAAGUAUUUUCCGUUUUGCAAAGGUUCUAAACUGUGUUACAGAUACUUAUGAGAGAUUUCAAAUGUGAGUAAAUGUGUUCUUAUUGUGUCCUCAUUAAUAGCCUUUUCUGUUAACUGGAUGUGUUUUGAAGUAGGAGUGUAUGGAGUAUUUUUGUGUACCUGGACUUCUGUUUCUAAAGUUGGAACUGUGUGACACUAGAGUUUACUGAAUACGAUUAAUAGAUACUUAAAAUAAAAACAUGUUGAUAAGCCUGUGCCUAUUUUAAAGAAAAAACAACAUAGCAAUCAAUUGCGACAAUAAUGACAUAUUUGUGUCAUUUUUUAGACUCUCCAAUGUAUGAAACUAAAUUUGAUUCACAUAUUAAUUUUUUUUAAAGUAGGGCUGAAGCUAGGCGUGGUGGCACAUGCCUUUAGUACCAGCACUCCAGAAGCAGAGGCAGUUGGAUCUCUUAAGUUCAAGGUCACCCUAGUUUACAUAGUGAAACUGUGUCUCCAAAAAAGAAUAUAGGGCUAAGAGAUAGCUUAAUAAAUGAGGAGAUUGCUGCGUAAGCACAAAGACCUGGGUUUGAUACCAGGCACUGACAUAAAAAGCUGGGUCUAGCAUCACCUGCCUGUAAUACCAGCCCUGGAAAACAGAGACAUGAGAAAACUAUUGAAUAUGUGUCUCUGUGUAUUCCCUUGCUAAGAAAUUUGCUCUGCGGCUGAAGAGAUGGCUCAGUGGUAAGAGCACUGGUUGUUCUUGCAGAGGACUUGAGUUUGAUUCCCAACACCCACAUGAUGGCUCACAACCAUCUGUAACUCAGCUUCCAGGAGAUCCAGCACAGUCUUUUGAUUCCCGCAGGUACCAUGCAUGACAUGCAUAUGGUGCACAGACAUAUAUACAGGCAAAACAUUCAUAUGCAUAAAAUAAAUGUAUAUUUAAUUUUCUAUUUAGCAAAAUCGCCAUUGUAGAGAUCUAGAUACAUUUAACGAAUUUUCCUUUGUUUCUUUCUCUCUUUGUUUUGGAGCUUUUUGUAUUGAUUUUGAGACAGAGUCUUGAGAUGUAGCCCAGGUUAGUCUUGAGUCACUGUCUUCCCCCACAUUGCAUUUCAAGCAACGGGGGACACAGGUGUAUAAGGCACGGGGCUUCAUUUUGUUGUGCUUUAUGGCAAAUUACCAGUAUUAUAAUCCACACUUUUGUAUCUCUGUAAUUGGUAAUAAAUUUUAUAUCAGUUAA
Arvicanthis niloticus (Nile rat) is the source of this 3023-nucleotide messenger RNA. Lineage: Eukaryota; Metazoa; Chordata; Mammalia; Rodentia; Muridae. The record is from RefSeq and is a predicted model, not a curated record.